Messenger RNA from Sardina pilchardus (European sardine), 1875 nucleotides. Its product is annotated as interferon-induced very large GTPase 1-like. NCBI's taxonomy places the organism in Eukaryota, Metazoa, Chordata, Actinopteri, Clupeiformes, Clupeidae. The record is from RefSeq and is a predicted model, not a curated record. The transcript is spliced from 2 exons. Gene Ontology annotation, molecular function: GTP binding. Bases 1 to 1875 code for a protein of 624 amino acids.
AUGAGAGAAGUCAGUCAACUCUAUGAGGCCAGUAGACACAAUGAAGCCAGUAGACACAAUGAAUAUUCCACACUUCCAAAAAUUGGGGUAAAAAUGCUGAUUUCUGGGUAUCCACUUGAAAUAAUGGAUGGUGAUGCAGCCCAUGUUCCUUUAGAGUGGAUUAAUGCUGUCCUGGAUGAACUCAUCAAAACCCUUGGAGACCAAAAGGUGUUUGUUCUGUCGAUUCUGGGGCUUCAAAGCUCUGGAAAAUCCACCCUUCUGAAUACCAUGUUUGGCCUUCAGUUUGCAGGGAGUGCUGAAAGAUGUACUCACGGGGCCUUCAUGCAACUUAUAGAAGUGGACUCCAGCAUCAGAAAUUACCUUGGAUAUGACUUUGUCCUCGUUGUCGACACAGAGGGCCUCAGAUCUCCAGAGCUCAGUACAAAGAUAACACUGAACCAUGACAAUGAGCUUGCCACUUUCAUCAUUGGAAUUGGUGAUGUGACAGUUAUCAAUUUCAUGAGUGAGAACCUUUCUGAGAUGCAUGACAUUCUUCAGAUUUGUGUGCAUGCCUUUCUGAGAAUGAAACAGGUUAAGUUCACACCUAGCUGCAUUUUUGUGCACCAGAAUGUUGCAGAAUCAUCAGCUAGAGAUACAAAUAUUGAGGGGAGGAGACGUUUCCUGGAGAAAAUGGAUGAAAUGGCUGAAAUGACAGCAAAAGAGGAGAAUGUUGAUGACAUCACUUGCUUUAGUGAUGUUAUACACUUUGACAUUGAGACUCAAGUUUUCUACUUCAAAGGUCUUCUAGAGGGAGACCCUCCCAUGGCUCCAAUUAAUCCUUCGUAUAGCCAGAAUGUUCAAGAGCUGAAGACCAAACUUCUAACAAUUGCAAAAUGGCAGGAUAGAUAUAAAUUCCCCCUCCUAUCACAAUUCAAAAGUAGAGUUUCUGACCUUUGGUCGGCACUCCUGCAGGAGAAUUUUGUGUUCAGUUUUAAAAACACUGUUGAAAUGAUGGUGUAUAGUUCUCUGGAGCAUAAGUUUGGAGUUUGGUCACUGGCCCUGAGAAAGCAUUCCCUGGCCAGUCAGACUAAACUUGAAAAUGAAAUUGCCAGCAACUUGAUUCAGGAGAAGGAUGUGACCUUCCUCCUGACAGAGGAGUUUGGCAAAGUCUACAACCCGCUGAUUUCUGAAAUAGAUAAGUAUUUCACUGAAGACAAAAACAAAGACACCCUUAUAAAGUGGAAGGCUAAUAUUUGCACCCGCUUCGAAAGCCUAAAGAGUGAACUAAUUGAGGACAUAUUGCAAAGAUUUAAGGACUUAUUCACUGCUAAGUACACCAGGUCAGAGCUGGAUGAGAAAAAAGUGAAAUACAUGGAUCAGCUGACCAAGCAGUGCAAAAAUCUGGCAUCUGAACUUAAAACAGAGUAUAUGACGGAUGACCAAAUGAGAAAGGAAUUUGAUAUGCUUUGGGUUAAGUGGACAGCUGAGGUGAUGAAAUACCAGUCUACUGGGAAACCAGUCGAUGUGAAACCGAAUGUAGAAAAGGUCCUGCUUAGCCAGUUCAAGAAGCACCCAAAUAUCUCAGACAAAGUGAAAGAUGGAUUGUUCAGAAAGGUGGGAGGGCACAUAGUCAUAAAGACAGAUGAAUUAUGCAGUAUUCAGACGGAAGACAUCACAGACUGGCAGUUCCUUAAAGACACAAUGGCCAGGUCUCUGGAAGACAUAAUUAAAAAUAAAAUGGUGGACAUGGAGGCCAUGAGAGAGAAACCCACCGCAAUGCUGUGUCAGCAGCUCCAGGGAUGUUGGGAACAGUGUCCUUUCUGCAAAGCCAUCUGCACACACAGCAUCCCCAACCAUGAUGGGAAACACAGUGUUAGAAUCCACCGCAGCAACUGA